AAACUCGCUUCAAAAUCAGAUUCAAAAAAAGAAUGGACAGUACAUAAACGUUUUAUUGGCAUUUUAUCCGGGUGAUUCAAGUCAAACAAACAAUAAACCAUCAUUUAUAAUCUGCAAAAUACAAGAAUCAUCAAAUUCUGAUCCCUAUCAAUCUUUGACAUCUUUCCAAUCUUCGUCGGCGCCUACUAGUUCGACCGGAAACCAAGGCGACGAGAACAUUUUCGAAGAAUUGAGUACAACUAAAGGUACCA
This is a messenger RNA of Acaulospora morrowiae, 251 nucleotides long. NCBI's taxonomy places the organism in Eukaryota, Fungi, Glomeromycota, Glomeromycetes, Diversisporales, Acaulosporaceae. The record is from the annotation of a GenBank genome assembly.